This is a messenger RNA of Meriones unguiculatus (Mongolian gerbil), 2589 nucleotides long. RefSeq names its product empty spiracles homeobox 2 (gene Emx2). The transcript has 3 exons. NCBI's taxonomy places the organism in Eukaryota, Metazoa, Chordata, Mammalia, Rodentia, Muridae. Gene Ontology annotation, molecular function: DNA-binding transcription factor activity, RNA polymerase II-specific; DNA binding. The record is from RefSeq and is a predicted model, not a curated record. The coding region runs from base 529 to 1287 and encodes 252 amino acids. Gene Ontology annotation, biological process: neuron differentiation; brain development; regulation of DNA-templated transcription.
CAGGCUUCGGAGGAAGCUGUUUAUGUGAUCCCCGCACUAAUUAGGCUCAUGAACUAACAAAUCGUUUGCACUACCAGUGAAGAAGCGAACACUUCCAUGGAUUGUCCUUGGACUUAGGGCGCCCUGCCCGCCUUUUGCAAAGGAGAGAAAACUUUUUUUUGCCUCCCCCGAGAACCCCCCUCCCUGCCUCUAACUCCAACCCCCCCACGCCACCUCUCUCAAAAAAACAUCACCCCAAUCCACGCCUGCAAAUUCUUCUGGAAGGAUUUCCCCCCUCUCUCCAGGUUGGGCGCGUUUGGUGCAAGAUUCUCGGGAUCUUCGGCUGUGCCUCUCCUCCCCCUCCCCUCCUUUCCUCUGUCCUCUCCUUCCUUUCUUCCUUCCUUCCCUUUCCCUACCCCUGCCCCCGCCCCCACCCCGAGCGAACGAGCCCCCGAUUCUCGCCGGGCCUCGCCGCAGGCAGCGGGCAGCGGAGGCAGCGCCGCGGUCGCCGGGAGCGGGGAGCCCGGGGCGCGCGCUCCUCGGCGCAGCAUGUUCCAGCCGGCGCCCAAGCGCUGCUUCACCAUCGAGUCGCUGGUGGCCAAGGACAGUCCCCUGCCCGCCUCGCGCUCCGAGGAGCCCAUCCGUCCCGCGGCGCUCAGCUACGCCAAUUCCAGCCCCAUCAACCCGUUCCUCAACGGCUUCCACUCGGCCGCCGCCGCCGCCGCGGGCAGGGGCGUCUACUCCAACCCGGACUUGGUGUUCGCCGAGGCUGUGUCCCACCCGCCCAACCCCGCCGUGCCGGUGCACCCCGUGCCGCCGCCGCACGCCCUGGCCGCCCACCCCCUGCCCUCCUCGCACUCGCCACACCCCCUGUUCGCCUCGCAGCAGCGGGACCCGUCCACCUUCUACCCCUGGCUCAUCCACCGCUACCGCUAUCUGGGCCACCGCUUCCAAGGGAACGACACCAGCCCGGAGAGUUUCCUUUUGCACAACGCUCUGGCCCGAAAGCCGAAGCGGAUUCGAACCGCCUUCUCGCCGUCCCAGCUUUUAAGGCUGGAGCACGCCUUCGAGAAGAAUCAUUACGUGGUGGGAGCGGAAAGAAAGCAGCUGGCGCACAGCCUCAGCCUUACGGAAACUCAGGUAAAAGUAUGGUUUCAGAACCGGAGGACGAAAUUCAAAAGGCAAAAGUUAGAGGAAGAAGGCUCAGAUUCUCAACAGAAGAAAAAAGGGACACACCACAUUAACCGGUGGAGAAUUGCUACCAAGCAGGCAAGUCCGGAGGAGAUAGAUGUGACCUCAGACGAUUAAAAGUACAGACCUGAUCCCACAGAAAUGGACAGCAUGGAGCAAAAGAGACAGGGAGAGGAGGGGAAGAAGGAAAAACCCUACAAAAAACAAAAACAAACUGCGCACACUUUCACCGGAGAGGGAGAGAGGGACCCAGGGCAGUGGCGCUUGCAACAGACUGGACAGCAAGAGCGCUGGAACGGGCACUGGACUGGGCACCCGCAUGGAUGGCAGAGGAUGAAGAACCCUUCAUCAACACGCAACCCUCGUCUAAAGAGGCAGCUGAGUGAGUGAGAGAGACAGAGACUGGGAGGGAGAGAGAGAAAGGGGAAAGGAAGAAAGAGAGAGAGAGAGAGAGAGAGAGAGAGAGAAUGAUUCGAUCCUUGUGAGGCAAAGGCAGGUCAGACAAGGAGAGCUGUCAGUCAAAUGCCAAACCAGGGAAACAAGAUGAUUGGCAUUCCGCGUAUUGAAGUCCAUUUAGAAAUGAGAAUAAUUUUUGAAAAAAAAAAAAGGCACAGGACUUUUAAUUUUGCACUUCACAGUGUUCCCCCUCAUCUUUAAUUAGAAAUCACAUACAAAAUUCCAUGUCUAGCCCCAUCCUACACCUGUUUAAGAACUUGAAUUGCAUGUAGCAGUUGUUGGGCGAAUGGUGUCUAAAAAAUGAAUUGUAAUUUUAUUCUUUUUUAAAAGACAGGUUCUGUGUAUUUUUAUUUUAUUUUUCUGAGAAAUGUGCAGUCUGUAAAAACACUUUUUGAUACCUUCUAUUGUCAAAGUGAUUGUGAAAGCUAAAUGAAGUAGGCUUGGAGAUAGUGGUCCUCUUACAGAGAAAUGAGCGAGCAGGAUGGGGAUGGAGGGCGGGGGAGGGUGCCCCUGAAAAGAAUCAAAACUCGUACUGGGGGUAAAACGACAACAAUAACAACAAAAACCUAAAUUAAUUCCAUCUCUCGAAUAUUUUCUAACAUUCUCAAACUUUAAACCACCAAGGCAACUUUUCCUUUCAGUGGCUGGAGAAAUUGAUGGCAUCCAGCCACUCAACGUAAUGGCCAUUCAGAACUUUGUCUAUUGCAAAAGUGGAAGGAAGAACUGUAGUUAAUGGGGUGAUGGCGGCCAAGGACAUGGGAGUUUUCAAGCACUGAGUUUCUCUUCCAAGACUAUAGAAUUACUAAAGAGGGUGACAAAUGCUUCCUUAGUGUCUUCUAUACCAGAAUGUAAAUAUUUUUGUGUUUUGUGUUAAUUUGUUAGAAUUCUAACACACUAUAUACUUCCAAGAAGUAUGUCAAUGUCAAUAUUUUGUCAAUAAAGAUUUAUCAAUAUGCCCUCAGA